Clavispora lusitaniae ATCC 42720 is the source of this 255-nucleotide messenger RNA. Lineage: Eukaryota; Fungi; Ascomycota; Pichiomycetes; Serinales; Metschnikowiaceae. The record is from RefSeq and is a predicted model, not a curated record.
AUGGCUUUGGACGCAGAAAACUUCAAGUUCGACACCCCUCAAUUCGACCCAAGAUUCCCUUACACAAACCAAACCAAGCACUGUGCCCAGAGUUACGUCGACUACCACAAAUGUGUCGCAGUUAAAGGCGAAGACUUUGAGCCAUGCAAAAUCUUUUGGAAAACCUUCACCUCGUUGUGUCCUGUCGACUGGGUCGAGAAGUGGAACGACCAGAGAGAAGCUGGCAAGUUCCCUAUCAAGAUUGAACAGGAGUAA